Messenger RNA from Cyprinodon tularosa, 1397 nucleotides. Its product is annotated as claudin domain-containing protein 1-like. Lineage: Eukaryota; Metazoa; Chordata; Actinopteri; Cyprinodontiformes; Cyprinodontidae. Gene Ontology annotation, cellular component: membrane. The record is from RefSeq and is a predicted model, not a curated record. The coding region runs from base 449 to 1207 and encodes 252 amino acids. The transcript is spliced from 4 exons.
UAACCGGAAAAGGAAAACCCAUGGAUUAAUGUGUGUAUCCAGCAUCUUAGGCGCACUGGGCAUCCUUCAACAAAGCCCCUCAUAAGAUUCGCUUAAUCAUGGGGAUAUAUAGCAUUUUAUGACGGAGGACUGAUUGUUUUUUUGUUUUUGCUGAGGAGGGGCUGUUAUUGCAGACUGGGAGUGCAGGGUCUGGCCACCCACACUCUGUGGAAGUGGGACAACGGAGCAGAUGGCGCAUCUAAGCUGAGCUGCGGGGCUUUGUCUUGCACCAAAUACAAGGUGCCAUCAUUAAAACAACCGGUUUGCUUUAUUUCUACGAGAGUUCAUUUAUUUUUUUAUCCGAUAAUUAUGUCGGAGUGACGGCGCAAAUGCAGAACAGAAAUACGUCCAUAUACCGCCUGAUCUGAGCCCACCGUCCCUUUCUUAAUCCUCUCUAUAAUUGAACACAAUGGUGGAUAACCGCUACGCCACCGCUCUGGUCAUAGCCUGCGUGCUGAGCGUCCUGGCCACGGUGUACCUGUCGGUGGCCAUCGGCACGCAGCACUGGUACCAGUACAGCAGCCCCACGGUGCGUGGAGAGGCCAACGUGUCGGAGCUGCGCUCCCUGUACGAAGAGUUCAUGAGUGGGGAGUUCGACGAGAAGACCUACAGUGACACGCUGUUCCGCCUCAACGGGACCGUGGGCCUGUGGUGGCGGUGCGUGCUGGUCCCACCCAACGCGCAGUGGAUCAAGGAGCCAGAUGCCAAGAUGGUGCUGGAGUGUCGAAACUUCACUUUGCUGGAGCAGUUCACCCCCAAAUACAAAGAGCCGGGGAACCACAACAGCGGAGAGGACAUGCUCCGCACCUAUUUGUGGAGGUGCCAGUUUCUGCUGCCACUGACGUCUCUCGGUCUGGUUGUGUUAGCGGGCCUCAUUGGGUUCUGCGCCUGCCUGUGCAGGACCCUCACACCUACACUGGGUUUAGGAGUUCUUCACCUGUUGGCUGGUCUGUGCACCCUGGCAACAGUGUGCUGCUACCUGGCUGGGAUGGACCUGCUCCACAGGGUGUCAAUGCUCCCUGACAAGGUGGAUGGCUCCCUGGGUUGGUCCCUUUACCUGGCUCUCAUCUCCUCGCCCCUGCACAUGAUGGCUGCCGCACUGCUGGUGUGGGCGGCACGCAGCCACAGCCAGAACUACUACCGCAUGACUGCAUACCGGGUGGCGUGAUGAGAGAUUGUGCUUCAGAUCUCAGAUUUUAAAUACCACAACUCCGGCACCAGAAUAUACAUUUCAUACUAAUAUUUAAGGAUAUGUUUUGUUUUUUUUAUCCCAUCCUAGAUUCAAUAUCAAGUAAAAACCCUAACGUAUGCUGCAUUUAUUUAUUUAUUUUUUUCUAGAGCUGCUAAUAUAAAAAAAA